Molecule: messenger RNA, 2289 nt
Organism: Mercurialis annua (annual mercury)
Lineage: Eukaryota; Viridiplantae; Streptophyta; Magnoliopsida; Malpighiales; Euphorbiaceae
Product: F-box/WD-40 repeat-containing protein At5g21040
Exons: 1
Coding region: 502-2085 (527 amino acids)
Cellular component (GO): preribosome, large subunit precursor
Molecular function (GO): protein binding
Source: RefSeq, a predicted model, not a curated record
GAGCAAUACCCCAUCCAUCUCCUCUACAAUACCAAAGUAAUCCAACGGCUCAUACUAACCUAUGACCUCUACACCCUUAAUCUUGACGGCCAGAAACGUUGCUAAGCUGUCCACAUGAGUCUCCACCAUAAACUUGAAAUUUUGAUUUGCUUAUGAUCUCUCCUUUAAAAUCAUUUUCUAAUUUCUGCUUUAUUCAGUUCUCUCGGAUCGUGUGUUUUGAAUCUGUAGAGGGUACGUUAUCUCUAGGUUUCUCUAUUAUAUAAUUUGAUUUGAUAUUUGAUUCUAUUAAGUGCUUCUGAUUUUUUAAAUUUGUUUUACAUUCUUCAUUUUCUCAUAGAUAUUCGAUUUCUAGGGUUUGUUUCGUGUUCCUGUCCUUUUUUCAAAUUUUCAAAUUUUGGAUUGAAAUUGCUUCUGGAUUUUGGUUAUUUAGGUUUUUUGCAUCCGGGGAUUCAAUUAUUCGCCUUCUUUAUUGCUUAUUAUUAGGUGGAAGGUUAUUCUUUUAUGGAAUUUGAAUGCCAAACAAACAUUGAUAUUUUAAAAAAUUCCAGUUUGAAGGAGAACUCUAAUUUGAAAGCUAAAGGUUUAGAAAUUUGCAAUCCCAACUUAGGUUAUUGUUUGAAGGAGGGAAUUUUAGUUAGUAAUGAGGUUUUCCCCAAUUUUUGCGGGUCCUUCAGUGAUCUUCCUCCGGCAUUGAUAUCUGAAAUCCUGAAUUGUCUUGACCCUAAGGAGCUUGGAAUAGUUUCGUGUGUCUCAACUGUUUUUAAUCGGCUUGCAUCUGAAAACCGGGUUUGGAAGGAGGUUUAUUGUGAGAGAUGGGGACUCCCUUUGGCGCAGGCACCAUUGGGCGUAGGGAUCUCCGACGAUGACAAGUCAUGGAAGGAGCUGUUUGUGGAGAGAGAGUUUAGGAGUAAGACUUUGUUGGGACGUUACAGUAUUGAUGUUUUGUAUGGUCAUACUGAAGCAGUACGAACUGUUUUCCUUUUGGCUUCUGCUAAGCUCAUAUUUACUUCUGGAUAUGAUUCAGUUGUGCGAAUGUGGGACAUGGAAGAUGGCUUAUCAAUUGCAUCAUCAAAACCUCUUGGAUGCACUAUUCGAGCAGUUGCAGCGGAUACAAAGCUUUUGGUUGCCGGUGGUACUGAUGGAUUCAUCCAAGGCUGGAGAGCAGUCGAAGGUCUCCAAUGCUUGUUCGACCUUAAGGAGCCAAACAUGGAAUUCCGACUUUGGGAACACGAGGGACCUAUAACUUCCCUUGCUUUAGAUAUUCUGAGGAUUUAUAGCGGUUCAUGGGACAUGACUGUUCGCAUAUGGGAUCGUUCUUCCCUGAAAUGCUUAAAGGUUUUGAGGCAUAGUGAUUGGGUAUGGAGCCUGGCUCCACAUGAUACUACAGCUGCUAGCGCGUCUGGGUCGGAUGUGUAUGUUUGGGACACUCACACCGGGACAUUGCUUGCAGUUAUUAAUGGUGCUCAUGUUGGCAACACUUAUUCGUUGGCGCGAAGCCACACAGGAAAAUUUCUCUUUACUGGAGGAGAGGAUGGUGCUAUUCAUAUGUUUGAGAUCAUUGGUCACAGCAAGAUGGCUAAUGUUUUCAAGGUUGCAACAUGGAUUCCACACUCUGGCCCAGUUUAUUCUCUUGCUUUUGAGUUUCCUUGGCUUGUUUCAGCUUCUAGUGAUGGGAAAUUGUCGCUUAUAGAUGUUCGAAAGCUUCUGAAGGCAAGCAGACGCUCUUUAGGAAAGAAGUCGAGGGUUAGAUGUGACAGUGUGGAGGCGCCGCAGCGGAUGCUUCAUGGAUUUGGCCCCAAUCUUUUUUCAGUAGGCAUUGGAGCUGACCGGAUCAUAUGUGGAGGAGAGGAAGGUGUGGUGAGGAUGUGGAACUUUUCACGAGCUCUAGAAAUUGAAAAGAGGGCUCGUGCUCUAAGAGGAUUGCGACUGGAGAACCGAAUGAGGAGACGCAAGAUCCAAACAGAGAUGAGCAAAGGUGGCCAAAUUGAUCACUGCUCUGUUGCGGCCAAGAAGAACUCUUUGCGUGGUGAUAGGAGUAGCGUUUGGCAGUGUAAACGUGGAAUCAGUAGCAAGCUGAAGGCUUAGCAACAGAUUUAUAUAUGGUUUUAGGUGCAAUAACAUGAGUCAAUUUCUGUUGCAGAAUUACACAAUAUGCAAGGCUACGGAUUUCAUUAUUUAGCCUCAUAUUUUCCAUAGCAUUCCGAGUUUCAUUUUAUACUAGUUUUGAAGAUGCGCUGAUUUGGUACAGUAGCAGUAUCUUUAAUCAUAUGCACAGAUUUUAACUGGCAA